AUGGACCACAGCCAGGAGCCAGGGGAAACGGCACAACCGGUGGUAGCGCUGGCGAGGAUGCUGGAGGGGAUGGCGGCGAUGCAGGAGAGGCAGGCGGUGAUGCACGCCGAACAACUGGAGGCUCUGCGGGCACAGACCUCCCUCCAAACCCAGGCUCUACUGCAGCUGGCGGCUGCGGGAGAAACCAGCUCCCGAGAGCGACAGACCGGACCCCCCGUAGCUCUCCAUCUGCCCAAAAUGACCCCGGAGGACGACGCGGAGGCUUUCCUCGAGGGGUUUGAGGUGGCAGCGAGGGCACAACAAGCGGCACACAGCCUACCCCCCCCAGCGCGGGCGGUCUACGCCAACCUAAAGAAGGCGGUCCUGGACCGCCUGGGAUACAGCCCUGAAGAGCACCGGCGACGGUUCAGGGAGAUGGCCCUGGCAGGAGCGGACCGACCGUUCGCAUACGCCCAGAGACUGCUGGACAUGGCGCGUCGGUGGCUCCGACCGGAACUCCGGUCAGCCGACGGAGUGGUGGAGCUGGUGACCCUAGAACGUUUUAUUGAUGGCCUCCCGGGGGAGACGGCGAAUUGGGUGAGGUACCAUCGCCCGACCGGGUUGGCGGCCACCGUCAGCCUGGCGGAGGACCACCUGGCGCUCUACCCCCGUGGCCAGUUACAGCAGCAGCAGCAGCAGCAGCAAGGACGGGCAGACCCGGCUCUGCGCAGGAGAGCCCUUCCUCGUUCCCAUCCUUCCCCCCUUUCUUCCUCCCUUCCCCGUGCCCAAACCCCCUCAUUUUCCCGUAACAACCCUUUUGUUCCUGUUUCCCCAGCCCCAGGCUCAGUGGCGGCGGGGUGCGACCCACAGAGAGCUCCUCAGACGCCCGGACCGGGGUGUUGGCGGUGCGGACAACCGGGUCACCUGCGCCGCGAGUGCCCGCUCAUGGAGGUGGGGCAGGUGGUUCGUGUUGUCGGCCCGCCCACCUCCGCUCCCGACCCAGACGGAGCGUACUGUAUUCCGACCGAUGCGUCGGACAGAGGGCUGGGGGCUGUUUUGACCCAGCAGGUGGAGGGAGUUGACCGCCCCGUUCUGUACAUUAGCCGGAAACUGUCACAACGGGAGGCGAAGUACAGCACGGUGGAGAAAGAGUGCCUCGCCAUUCGACCGGGUGCACGGAUGGUCGUGGCGGACUUCCUCUCUCGCCCCCAGGAGGAGGAGGGGGGGAGAGGGGGGGGGUUGGUCAUCGGCCGGAUGGCUCCCCGGCCGAAGUCGGGCAGUGGGGUGAGCCUGGGGUUUUUAAAAGCCAGACCGGAAGCCGGAGAGAGGAGAAUCGCCAAUGACAAGACGGCUACGGAAUUGUGA
This is a messenger RNA of Anguilla rostrata (American eel), 1344 nucleotides long. RefSeq lists its product as uncharacterized. Gene Ontology annotation, molecular function: nucleic acid binding; zinc ion binding. The transcript is spliced from 5 exons. The record is from RefSeq and is a predicted model, not a curated record. Bases 1 to 1344 code for a protein of 447 amino acids. NCBI's taxonomy places the organism in Eukaryota, Metazoa, Chordata, Actinopteri, Anguilliformes, Anguillidae.